UUAGACAUGAUGCAUUGGCAUGUUUUAAGUUGACAUCCUUCUAUUUGGUGGGCCGAUUCAUUCGGCACUCCUAAUAUUGUAUUUUGCAACCUCAUUGCAUCCUGAAAGUUGUUCCUAAUGUUUUGGUUGCCACCACUGCCACCUACGAUGGUCCAAACUGAGCAUGAGCAUCUUCAUUAAGUGUGUGGUGAUAAAAAGGGAUCUUAUUGGAGACUCACUCCUUUCAAAAGGUUUGUCAGUGUCUGGUCCUCGGAGGGGCAGGCUGCGAGCUGGAGUAGCCCCACACACUGUCCGGCGUGUGCGGAGGGGUGAUGCCUCCACAGCGCAUCACAGGGACAACAAAACCUCCCCGCCAGACGCAUGCAGCGACACGACACAGCCCCUCGGUCUCCACUUGUUUCUUGUACUUUUUGGCUUUAAAGGAGGUAAGCCCACACUUGGCCAUCUUUGCAGCUUUACGCGCUGAGGCAAUGUAGUGGAAAAGCGGACAAGCGGGGGGUCUCCAUCAGCGGGGAGAUGCAUGGGGCGCGCGGAGGCGACAGUGGCCGACCAAGCAGCACCACUGGACGUGUAUGAGCGGCGGGAAGAAGCUAGGGCUAGUGUUGCCGUUGAGGAUGGACACUGCGGAGGUGUUUGUCUUUGUGCUGGUGCUUGUGAUCAUCGUGGUGUCCUUGCUAUCCAACGUGCUGGUGCUUAUCUGCUUCCUGUACAGUCCGGAGAUCCGCAAGCAGGCUCCGGGGCUCUUCAACCUCAACCUCACCUUCUGCAACCUGUUGCUCACCGUGGCCAACAUGCCGCUCACGCUGGCGGCGCUGGCCAGCCGCGCUCAGCCGGGGGGCGACGCCUUGUGCCAGGCAGCGGGCUUCCUGGAGACCUUCCUGUCCACCAACUCCAUGCUGAGCAUGGCGGCGCUGAGCAUCGACCGCUGGGUCGCGGUGGUCUUCCCACUGCGCUACCACUCCAAGAUGCGCCACAGGGACGCCGCCUUGGUGCUGAGCUACACCUGGGCGCACUCCAUGUCCUUCUCCAUGGCCGCCACCUGGCUCUCCUGGCUGGGAUACCACCGCCUCUACGCCUCCUGCACGCUGGCCACCCCGAGGGCGAGCGGCCGGACACAGUUCGUCGUCUUCACCGUCCUCUUCCAUUCCUUCACCUUCUUGCUCUCCUUCGUCGUGCUGUGUGUCACUUACCUCAAAGUGCUCAAAGUGGCCAGGUUCCACUGCAGGAGGAUAGACGUCAUCACCAUGCAAACCUUGGUGCUGCUGGUGGAUAUCCAUCCCAGUGUUCGCCAGCGAUGCCUGGAGGAGCAGAGGCGGCGGCGCCAGAGAGCCACCAGGAAGAUCAGCACCUUCAUCGGCACCUUCAUGCUCUGCUUUGCCCCCUAUGUGAUCACACGGAUCGUGGAGUUGUUCCCGGCGGUGCCUAUCAGCCCUCACUGGGGGAUGGUGUCCAAGUGUUUGGCCUACAGCAAGGCGGCGUGCGACCCCUUUGUGUACUCGCUGCUGCGCCACCAGUACAAGAAGACGUGUGGCGACAUCGUCAACCGGCUGCUCAAGCGCCGCUCUUUGAACGCCACAGGUCGCAGGUUCGAGAGCCAAGGCAGCAGCAUGCCCAGAGUCGAGUGACAGCCCCGAGGGGGGGUGUGCGCUGUCUUUGGGAAAUGUUUUAUUGAUGGAAGAGGAAGAGGGCAUCCAUGGACACCCUCAUCGGGUCAAAACAAUGGUAGCUUAUACUCCAUACAGUAUUACUACAGUAGAGUAUUUAUUUAUUUAUUUAUUUGUGUCACUAAGGGGAUUAGUUUGUUGACACUGUAAAAUGUAGCACUCAAACCUGACUCACAACCCUCAUGAUCAUGUCCCUCAAAUGCACGGUUUUACCGUAAAUACACUAAUUAUAGCUGAGGCGUUCAUUUACCUGAACCGCCUGAAUUUUUAAACAUUAAUAAUCAGUGGAAAGCCAAACAUUGGUCUCUUUAUGAACAACUAUAUUACACAACAUGGCAGCAACAGAACCAAUGUUUUAAUGGUGCUAAGAAGCAAAGUGCUUUGCUAGCAUUGAUAGCACAGAUGAGUCCAUUCAUGAGUUAAACAAAGAUCCCGGCUGCUAUUUGCGAUUGUUGUCCACGCACCCCCGGCCAUGAUAGGUUAGUCAGUGGUCUAACGGAGCAUUUACCACUACAGAUGAAACAGUCAUACAAGGCUGCUUUUAUUUCUUUAUUCAUUUGAUUUGAUUUAUAGAAACCUUUUCCAUAGCAUUAUGACAUCACUCACAUAGAGUGAUGAAUUUUGCCACACCUUUUUUUUUUUGCUCAUUAAUUUACAACCUCAGAAGCAAGUCUCAUUUAUGGAUUUUGGCACAUUUUUUGGUAGUAUUUUCAAUUUAAUCCCACAAAAGUAUUUGCCACUUCACUCUUGGAAUUGUUUGACAGAAUCAUCAUAAAAUUAAAAAUAAAAAAAUAAAAAAUUUAAUUACAAAAUAAAAAAAAUAGCACUUUUUUCCCUCAAAAAUUACAACUUUGAAAAAAAAUCCAAACUUUUUAUUGAAAAAAAUUACAACUUUUUUUUUUAAUCACAACUUUUUAAACAUUACACGGCAUCAAUAAAGUAUCUUCCUGUAAAUAUAAAUGAAUAAAUGAGCUUUAUGUUGAGGAAUAUGUGGUAAUGAAUACAUUCUAGUUUGUUUAAGUGGAGUACUGUACGACACACAAAGACAAUGAAUGCCUUAAAUGCUGUUCUAUGGUAUUAGUCAAGUACGAUCCAUUCACACUUACUGUAUAGGGAGAAUUAAGUAAUGCCUUAUUACCUCUGUUCAUGAUCUACAAUCUCUAUUUCUAUGUCGCUGAUGCUGAUGCUUUUACAUCUUUAGGGAAUGUUAGUGAUUAUCUUCCCGAUUGGUGUUUAAAAAUGGUAUUUUUGUGUGUUUUUAGGUCAGAGAAUGUGUUGCUUUAAAAUCAGCUAUGUUGAUAUGACAGUACCUCUUUGAAAACUUCCUCAGCGAAAUGCUGCUGCUAAUGAUGAUGACGGUUAUCAGAAUUGUAAUGAAAAUGUUGACGGGUUUAGAUUUUGUGGUUAAACUGUAAACGUAGCCCUCUGAUCCUGGUGUGAUUUACGCGGGAAAGACACUUGAAGCUCAUACUUAGCUAUUUCUCAGCACUGAUGUGACUAAAUAAUAAAAACAGCCCUGAUUUAAACAGAAAAGAGAACAUCAUGUGUAACAAUGCACACAGUCAUUUCAUUAGGAACCAUCCCUUGUGUUUAACAACUCUGCGUGCAGUUUGUGGCGCGCUGCGUCACUCUGAGAGCUGUUUCUAAUAUUUUGCUUCCUCUCGUGUAGCUAAACAAAGCGACCAAAAUAUUAGAAACACCUCAGCGUGGGUGGUAUUGACACCUUGACACCUCGGGGAGCGAGUUGGAGCACAUGAAUAGCCGCUGAACUACACCAGCUAAAGUGAGAAGUGGACACCUUCACCAGAAGUCCUGCUUUUCUCAUCACAUCCAUUCAAAAUAUGUAGUUGACCAAUCAAUGAUAUAUUUUGACAUGAGUAAAAAUAUUUGUACUUUAUUAGCAAACUGAUGUUAAUGUUAAUUGGAAAUGAACAUUGGCAAGGCAUUGUACUGUAUGUGUUUGCUAUUAAUGGGAUUGUGCAAAAACUACCGAACCAAUUUACAUGAAACUGGGUGGGGCUCGGCUGAAGGCAAAACAUGACGGAAGGAAGUUGGUGCAGAUCUGGAUGAAGGUGCAAGUGCAGGAGAUGUGUUUCACUUGUGUUCCCAUAGGCAAGAUAGGAUUCAAUUAGUAGACCUUCUGUUUGUCUUUUUAGCAGCGUUAUGUUAAAAUUCCCAAACUGAUGUCCAUGAAACUGUGCACAGGGAAUGGCUAAAAUGUGAGAAAAAUUUGGAUAAAGGUGCACAUGCAGAAGACUGUUUUCCACUUUUGUUCACAUAUAGGCAAGAUAUGAUUCAAUUUUCAAGGCAUCGAGCCCAUUUCUGUGAAACUUUGCACAGGGGUGGGGCAUGGCUGACGGAAAAACAUAUCAAAAUUUGGUUCAAAUCUGGAUAAAGGUGACUUUUUACUUAAAUAAGAUUUAAUUUUCAAGGCUUUUAUUUUUGUUUGCUAUUUAGCUGGGUUGCACUAAAACUACCAAACCAAUUUCCAUGAAACUUGGCACAGGGGUGGGGCAUGGAUCAAGAUAAAACAUAUUCAAAUUUGGUGCAGAUCUGUUUAAAGGUGCAAGUGCAAGAAAUGUUUUUCACUUUUUUCCCAUAGGCAAGGUAGCAUUCAAUUAGCAGACAUUUCGUUUGGUAUUUUUAGCAGCAUUAUGCUAAAGUUUCCAAACUGAUUUCCAUUCAACUUUGCACAGUGACGUGGCAUGGCUGACAGAAAGACAUAUUACAAUUUGGUGCAAAUCUGGAUAAAGGUGCACAUUCAGGAGACAUUUUUUAAAACUUUUGUUCACAUAUAGGCAAGAUAAGAUUCAAUUUUGACGGGAUUGUUUUUGUUUGCCAUUUAGCAGGAUUGCUCAAAAACUGCUACACCGAUUUACAUGAAACUUCAUCGAGGGGUUGGGGCAUGGCUGAAGGCAAAACAUAUGACAAUUUGGUGCAGAUCUGGAUAAAGGUGCAAGUGCGGGAGAUGUUUUUCAUUCCCAGAGGAAAAAUACGUUUCAAUUAGCAGACAUUUUGUUUGUCUUUUUAGCAGCAUUGUGCUAAACUUCCCAAACCAAUUUCCAUGAAACUUUGCACAGGGGUGGGGCAUGGCUGAAGGAAAAAACAUAAUACAAUUCGGUGCAAAUUUGGAUAAAGGUACACGUGCAGGAGACUUUUUUCACUUUCAUUCCCAUAUAGGCAAGAUGUGAUUCAAUUUGCAGGGCAUUGUUUUUGUUUACUAUUUAGCAAGAUUGCAGUAAAACUACCACAUGAAUUUCCACAUAACUGCACAUGGCAUGGCUAAAGGAAAAACAUAUGAAAAUUU
Messenger RNA from Dunckerocampus dactyliophorus (ringed pipefish), 4971 nucleotides. RefSeq names its product G-protein coupled receptor 26-like. The transcript is spliced from 3 exons. The coding region runs from base 573 to 1625 and encodes 350 amino acids. Gene Ontology annotation, biological process: adenylate cyclase-activating G protein-coupled receptor signaling pathway. Gene Ontology annotation, molecular function: G protein-coupled receptor activity. The record is from RefSeq and is a predicted model, not a curated record. Gene Ontology annotation, cellular component: membrane. NCBI's taxonomy places the organism in Eukaryota, Metazoa, Chordata, Actinopteri, Syngnathiformes, Syngnathidae.